AUGAGCAGUGUGAUGACUCAAGAUUCAACCGACGUCUCGAAUGCUGUCAAACUGUUACGAGACACGACGAAAAACCGAGAGAUCGUCGACCGUUCGGGACUCCGAAUACGAUUCUCGGGUCUGCUGCCGAUCAGCGAGCCCGACGAGCAGGAUCGCGUGUGGGCCGCGAGCAUUGUGCUGAACAGUGAGGACUUAGAAUUUCCAAAAAUCUCAUACAAAUUGAGAGCAUCGACGAAAAAACGCUUUAAGGAGGCUAUGAAAUCGAAUCGACCGAUCGGUUUGAUAAAUCAAAAAGAAGUCAAAGUUAUCUCGUAUGAAAUAGUGGAAAAUGCAAUUCCAUUCACUACGCUAACGUUUUUAGUCGAUGGUAGCCCUUAUGAUGUGCCGCUUUUCAAGGAAGACAAGGCUGAUUAUUAUUGGAUCGGCAAAGAGACCAAAGUGCCUACCGCUUCUCAACUUUACGAGCAAAAACAAAGUCAGCAGAUCAGUGCCGAAAAGUCUCCGAAGCAUAUUUCGCCGGGAAGAUUUGAGAAUCUACCGGAGGGCCUCAAAAACUAUCUACUAGAAAAAGAUGGACUCAAAUCGAUUUGUCGAUUGUUGGCUCCAUUCACGAAGGAGGUAUUCAAAGAGCUCGCCGAAUGCGAGAAUCCGGAUUUGAAUAUUCUGAAUGGCGGCGAGGAAGUCGUCACCGACUUGAUUGCCGAUGAAAUUCUACGCAAAUUUGACGCCUCAGUUCGGCAGUCGUUCGGAUCGGCAUGA
Caenorhabditis bovis is the source of this 759-nucleotide messenger RNA. The record is from the annotation of a GenBank genome assembly. Lineage: Eukaryota; Metazoa; Nematoda; Chromadorea; Rhabditida; Rhabditidae.